AUGGGCCAUGAUUCAGAUGGUGGUUCCCAAGAUGGAAGGGAUGAAGAUGAUGAGGAAGAAUAUGAGGAGGCUGGCAGGGGUAGUCGAUUUCUUGGAUUUAUGUUUGGCAAUGUCAAUGACUCUGGUGGUCUUGAUGCCGAUUACCUUGAUGAGGAUGCAAAGGAACACCUCGCUGCACUUGCUGACAAGCUGGGUCCGUCUAUAACAGGCAUAGAUCUGUCAGUAAAAUCACCACAAACAUCAACUGAUGCUGUUGAAGAAGAUUAUGAUGAGAAGGCUGAAAAUGCAGUGAAUUAUUUUGACAUUGAUGAGGAUUUUGAGGGACCUGAGAUUCAAGCUGCUACUGAGGAGGACCAUUUGUUGCCCAGAAAGGAUUAUCUUUCUGCUCAAGUUUCAUUGGCUACUUUGGAGCUCACACAUUCUGUGUUUGAUGAUGAAGAUUACGAUGAAGAAAUUGAACAGGAAGUGGAACAUGAGGUGGUUGAAAAAAACGUUGAUGUUGAAACUAUCUCUUUACCAGGGGAUUCUAAAGGAGAAAAAUAUUCUGAGGAUGAUUAUCAAAUUGGCGGUUUGGACUCUGAAAAUUUGGAUGCUCAUGUAGAAGAGUUUCAGGAAGCGCUUUCAGAUAAAAGUGCCACGCCGCUGCCAGUUCUAUGCAUAGAAGAUGGAUUGGUGAUCUUAAGAUUCUCGGAAAUCUUUGGUAUUCAUGUGCCCUUGAAGAAGGCAGAGAAAAGAGAACAUAGAUACUCUGUUCCUAAAGAUAGGUACAAAUCCAUGGAUGUUUCGGAUAUCAUUGAAGAGGAUGAAGAGGCAUUCUUAAAAGGAUCUAGUCACGGAUUGCAAUCUUUGAAACAGGCAGAUGCAAUGAAAUAUGACAUCUCAGCACUCAAUGACACUGACUCGGAAAAUGCAAAGUUUGGUGUUCUAAAAGCGGCUAAUUCAGUCGCUCUGCUGGAUGACGGGCCAAUAAAGGACUCCUGUCUCAAUGCAGAACCAUCGAAAGAGGAUCUAAUUUAUGAUAUUUCUGUGGGAAGGCAGUCACCUUUGUGUUCAAAAUUUUAUCCUCUUGAUCAACUAGACUGGGAAGAAGGAAUUGUUUGGGGCAAUUCUCCUGUAGCAAAGCCCCCAAAAGAACCUGAUGAGAAGGAUCAUGCUGUUGUGCUGCAUAGCUCAUGUAGUCUAUUGGAGCCUUUUGGCUCAAGAAAUUCAUCAGAACUUUUAUGUCUUCCUGUCUCAGAAAGCAGAUGCCAUCCCCAACUUUUAAGGCUAGAAUCUCGAUUUGAAGUGGAUGACCAUACAGAUGGUACAAUGGAGAGUGUCGGUGAGAAGCUUCAUCAGAGCGAUGCUGUGAGGGAAUUUAGCAAACUCACUUCACAGAAUAGAGACAUGCUAAAAGGAUCCUGGUUAGACCAGAUAAUUUGGGACCCAGAUAUGCCUACUGGAAAGCCAAAACUUAUCCUUGAUCUUCAAGAUGAGCAAAUGCUUUUUGAGAUUUUGGAUAACAAGGAAAGUGAACAUCUUAGGCUUCAUUCAGGGGCCAUGAUUGUGACUCGCCCGGUAAACUUGAGCAAUGGGGAUUCUUUUGAGCUGCCAGGUCAUGGAGGUCAAUUUGGUUGGCGAUAUGUUGCUAAUGAUAAACACUAUUCAAAUAGGAAAACUUCUCAGCAACUGAAAUCAAAUUCUAAAAGACGCACAGUGCAGGGCAUAAAGAUUUAUCACUCACAACCUGCCCUGAUGUUACAGACAAUGAAACUGAGGUUAAGCAAUAAGUGUGUGGCUAAUUUUCACCGACCAAAAUCUUUAUGGUAUCCCCAUGACAAUGAAGUGGCUGUAAAAGAACGAGGGAAGCUCCCCACUCAAGGACCAAUGAAAAUUAUCAUAAAGAGCUUGGGUGGGAAAGGAAGUAAGCUUCAUGUGGAUGCUGAGGAAACAGUGUCUUCUGUUAAAUCAAAAGCUUCAAAAAAGCUAGAUUUUAAGCCAUCCGAAACUGUGAAGUUGUUUUAUUUAGGGAAGGAACUUGAAGAUGAUAAAUCUCUUGCAGCCCAGAAUGUUCAACCAAAUUCUUUGCUUCAUCUUGUUCGUACAAAAAUAUACUUGUUGCCAAAGGCACAAAAGAUUCCUGGUGAGAAUAAAUCUUUGCGGCCUCCUGGAGCAUUUAAGAAGAAAUCUGACCUUUCUGUGAAAGAUGGUCAUGUGUUUCUAAUGGAGUAA
Molecule: messenger RNA, 2211 nt
Organism: Prunus armeniaca (apricot)
Lineage: Eukaryota; Viridiplantae; Streptophyta; Magnoliopsida; Rosales; Rosaceae
Source: the annotation of a GenBank genome assembly